Molecule: messenger RNA, 1301 nt
Organism: Meleagris gallopavo (turkey)
Lineage: Eukaryota; Metazoa; Chordata; Aves; Galliformes; Phasianidae
Source: RefSeq, a predicted model, not a curated record
CAGGUCCACCCCUCCCCUCCCCUCCCCUGCAGCCCCACCAUGCUGGACACCAUCAGCAGUCAGUACGACUCCUUCAUCUACUGGAGGAUGCCCAUCCCGCCGCUGGAGCUGGCAGAGCUGGAGGGGCUGGGCUUGGGGUCCCUCUAUGCACCCCACAGCAAACUGCCCGAGGCAACCCAGGAGCCCAGCUGUGCGGAGGAGGACAACCUGCUGCCCUUCAGCAGCUUCAACUUCUGGAGAGCACCCAUCGCCAGCAUCAGCUCCUUUGAGUUCGACCUCAUCUGACGCCCUCCUCCCUGCUCCCCCAUCGCCAGGCGUGCCAGGGUUCGGUUUUGUUGGUUCUGUACGGUGUCAGGUGUUCGGUUUUGCUUUAUUUUAAACCCCUGGGCACUGCUAAGGAAGCCUGUGCUCAGCCCAGCCCUGCGGCAUCGCCUCACCUCCUCCAUCCCUCCUGGGAACGCAGCGGGGUGAGCGGAGCCAGGCUGUCCUUGGGAUGGAGCCCAUCUGCUUCACUCCUCAGCGCCGUGCUGAAAUCAGAAAAAGGAACCAAAGCUCCCAUCGCUUUGAAUUUUUAUGUGCUUUGGUUGUGGUGUUUUAUUUUUUUCCCCCCCUAAGAUUGUUUUCUGGGAGAGCAAACAGCAGCUCUGUUGUGGGUGUGUUUGGGGUUGGAUGCAGUGCCAUGGGAAGCCGUGGUAAAGCUGUGAUGCAAAACAUCCCAAAAGUGACCUGAAAAAAAGAGGGGCAGGCAGCUGGUGGCAGUCAGAGCGCUGGGGAGGCACCAAAGAGAGGCAGAGCUGGGCACAAAGUGCACUCCCUAAUGAGAACUGCACCUCCAACAACGACCCAUUGCUGGCACAGGUGGAAGAUUCCAACUCCAAACCACGGGCUGGAAAAGUGGGUGCCAAUCUGAGCCUGUAACCCACACAGGGCCGGGGCUGCCCAGCCAUAUGCAAGGAGCAUCACCUCUACUGCUGACAGCAGGCACAGCCCAUCCAUCCGCAGACAGCUCCCACUGGAGUACCAGCAUCACAUUGACACAGCUGUGUCUGAUUCCUGCCUAAAAGAGAGAAAAAUGGGUUCAAAGUGGAGCUGUCGCCCCAUUUUCCUCCACAAACCGAUGCCUUUUCCCCCCUACCCGCUGUAUUCACCCACCACCUGCCCCCACAGAACUGUGUCAGGUUUCUCCUGGUUUCUGCCACAGCCCCAGACUGCACGCAGCUGCUGUACCCGGCAGUCUGGCACUGCUGCUUUCCUGUGCUGCCUUUCGCAACCGUCAAUAAAGGCUGAAUGUCCUCCUCUGA